CACACUUCUCACUGUAAUUCAUUUGGAGGGAAAUUAAAAAGCUAAAGAGCUCAGUCUCGCCUUGUUUUAGGGUUGCUUUCUUGUUUUAUGAUGCUUUCAAUAAUCUCAAGUUUUCAGAUCUUCCUUAUCAUGAAAAGAAAGCUUUCAAGAGGGCAUGCAACACACAAAACUCUUCAUUUUCUCUUACACCGCUGAAGAUUUACAAAAGGGCGAGUGAUCUAAAUCAUUAAGGAGUUUAUGUGUGGGAAGGGGAGUAAUCUGAGAUUUUCAUGGAGAAAGAGUAGAUCGGGCUUCCAUAGAACAACUUUACACACAAGUCAUGCACAACCUACUAAAGAUUGCUUUUCAUAGAGAUAUAAGAUCUCCGAGUGUAACGCUUGAAGGUGACAUUUUUCAGCCAAGUGGUCUUCUUACAGGUGGAAGUCGCAAGGGAGGGGGUGAGUUGUUAAGGUGGCUUCAUGCAUUGUCAAAUGCAGAGACUGAGCUUGCUAUUCAUCAAAACAAGCUAGCAAGGAUUGAAGCAGAAGUACAUCCAUAUUUUUAACAUUUUUUUUUUUUAACUAUAUAUUUGAAUGAAUAUGAUUUGUCAUGAAAUAGGGAAUGCCAAAUAACAUGCCUUGGUUCUAAACGCAUUUUUUAAAAGGGAACAAAAAUAUAGAGCAUAAACAAAAUACAAAUCUCUAUGUACAUAACAUAUUAACAGUAAACAAUGUAGACAAUUCCUAAUGUAAAACUGUUACUAUCUUGCCAUGAGUUUUUACAUACAAUGGUUUGAGAAUCAUGUACCACUUCCUUUCA
Molecule: messenger RNA, 798 nt
Organism: Cryptomeria japonica (Japanese cedar)
Lineage: Eukaryota; Viridiplantae; Streptophyta; Pinopsida; Cupressales; Cupressaceae
Product: structural maintenance of chromosomes protein 2-2
Exons: 3
Coding region: 320-544 (74 amino acids)
Biological process (GO): chromosome organization
Cellular component (GO): chromosome
Molecular function (GO): protein binding; ATP binding
Source: RefSeq, a predicted model, not a curated record